Sardina pilchardus (European sardine) is the source of this 2180-nucleotide messenger RNA. Its product is annotated as cytochrome P450 2F3-like. Bases 277 to 1755 code for a protein of 492 amino acids. Gene Ontology annotation, cellular component: cytoplasm; intracellular membrane-bounded organelle. The record is from RefSeq and is a predicted model, not a curated record. Gene Ontology annotation, biological process: xenobiotic metabolic process. Gene Ontology annotation, molecular function: iron ion binding; heme binding; oxidoreductase activity, acting on paired donors, with incorporation or reduction of molecular oxygen, reduced flavin or flavoprotein as one donor, and incorporation of one atom of oxygen. Lineage: Eukaryota; Metazoa; Chordata; Actinopteri; Clupeiformes; Clupeidae. The transcript has 10 exons.
ACAAUCAAAACAUAGAGAGGGUACCAGAGUGAGAGACAGAGGCAUUGAAGAAAAAAAAUAAGGAGAAAUAGAGAGACAGAGAAAGAGGGAGAGAGAAAGAGAGAGAGAAAGAGGGAGAGAGACAGAGAGUAAUUGAUUAAGUUGACGCACUGACCAAAACAUCUCUGUGGGAAAUCAGCCCUUCAGGUAGAGGAAGGUGCCUUGAACCUUUGUGGGACGAACAGCAUCUACGUCCUGUUCACAGGAGCCUCUGACUGUAGAGGAAGUGUGAGCGUCAUGUCUGAGUCCAGCGUGCUGCUGCUAGCUGGCCUGGUGCUGCUCCUGCUGCUGCUGUUCUGGAGGAGGAGGGGGACACAGGGGCGUGCACUGCCCCCAGGCCCCACUGGGCUGCCCCUGCUGGGAAACCUGACCCAAGUGGACAGGAGAGCGCCCUAUAGGACCUUCAUGAAGUGGAGUAAGCAGUAUGGGCCAGUCAUCUCUGUGCAUUUUGGACCCCAGCACUUAGUGAUUCUGAGUGGGUACCAGACUGUAAAGGAGGCCCUGGUGGACCAGGCAGAUGACUUUGCAGGAAGGGCACAGAUACCUUUGGCCAUGAAAUUGUUGAAAGGAUAUGGUUUGAUCUUCAGUAACGGUGAGCGCUGGCUCCAGCUGAGACGCUUCACACUGAGCACGCUCAAAGACUUUGGGAUGGGGCGCAAGAAGAUGGAGCAGUGGAUUCAGGAGGAGAGCACACACCUGCUGGAGAGCCUGAGACAAACCAAGAUGGCUCCAUUUGACCCCAUGUUUGUCCUGAGCCGUGCCGUGUCCAACGUGAUCUGUGCUCUGGUGUUUGGGCAGCGCUUUAGCUAUGACGACGUCAACUUCCUGCGUCUUCUCCAGAUCAUCUCUUCUGUGGCUCGCUUUGGAAGCAGCCCCUGGGGACCGCUGUACAACAUCUUUCCCACGUUGAUGGAUCUCCUACCUGGGCCCCAUCAAACGGUCUUCAAACUGAUGGACGAGCUGAAAGCCUUCAUUAAAGACAAGAUCCAGCAGCACAAGGAGACUCUGGACCCAGACAACCCUCGAGACUUCAUUGACUGUUUCCUCAUCAGACUCGAGCAGGAGAAAGAUAUCCCAACCACGGAGUUCCACUAUGAUAACCUGGCAGCAACAGUCUUGAACCUUUUCCUGGCUGGGACUGAAACCACCAGCACCACCAUCAGAUUUGCCUUGAUGAUACUCAUAAAGCAACCGGACAUUCAAGAACGCGUGCAUAAGGAGAUCGAUUCAGUGCUUGGCCAAUACGGUGUCCCACGAAUGGAAGACAGGAAGUCCCUCGCCUUCACUGAUGCCGUCAUCCAUGAAGUUCAGCGCUAUAUGGACCUCGUACCCCUCAAUAUCCCCCACAUGGCCACCAAGGACAUCUCAUUCAAGGGUUACACCAUUCCUAAGGGCACCACGAUCCUUCCCAUGCUGCACUCUGCACUCAGGGACGAGGACCAAUGGGAGAAGCCCUGGACCUUUAACCCUGACCACUUCCUGGAGAACGAUGGCAGUUUCAAGAAGAACCCAGCAUUCCUUCCCUUCUCUGCAGGUAAACGGGUGUGUGCAGGUGAGUCAUUGGCACGGAUGGAGCUCCUGAUCUUUCUGGUGUCCAUACUGCAGCAGUUCCACCUCAGCACCUCUGGAGGCCCAUCCAGCAUUAACAUCAGCCCAGAGCUCAGCAGCUUCGCCAAUCUGCCUCACCAAUACCAGCUCAUUGUCACCCCCCGCUGACCAACAGUGGUACUGCAGCUCAGAACCACAAAGUUCUGUCCUAUACCUGAAGAAUGAAGAAAAAACUGCAUAGUGUGUUAGGGCACUAGCAUGCACAAUAACACUAAUAACUCAUCAUGCAGCAAUUUCUUGAAUGACAUUGAUAAAUUAUGGUCGGAUGAUGAUAAACCUUUUUGUCUUGUUGUCAAUGUGAUGUGAUGAGUUUACUAUGUAAAUGCUUUCUAAAGAACAAUGCGCUAGGCAGCGCUACUUUGUAUUUACUUUGUAAGUGACACAUUAUUUUGCAUGGAGGGCUUUUUAUUUUGCAAGACAGUAGAUAUGUGUAGUUUCUAGUUUUGUUCUGUUGCCCAACAUUGUGACAGUGUAAAGAAAACAAAUGUUUCUACAUUGUGCAAGAAAAAAUGACCAAUAUACAGUAAAACACC